This is a messenger RNA of Girardinichthys multiradiatus, 2113 nucleotides long. It is a transcript of the gene aqp9b, whose product is annotated as aquaporin 9b. NCBI's taxonomy places the organism in Eukaryota, Metazoa, Chordata, Actinopteri, Cyprinodontiformes, Goodeidae. Bases 110 to 976 code for a protein of 288 amino acids. The transcript has 6 exons. Gene Ontology annotation, molecular function: urea transmembrane transporter activity; water channel activity; glycerol channel activity. Gene Ontology annotation, cellular component: basolateral plasma membrane; plasma membrane. The record is from RefSeq and is a predicted model, not a curated record. Gene Ontology annotation, biological process: water transport; glycerol transmembrane transport.
CCUGCGCCCUCAGCCUCCUCACUGACUUAAUCAGAGUUGUUGGCUGUUUGUUGUGAUCGCUGGAAGGCAUCAAAGAAUCGCAGAAAAAUAAUACUAAUAAUAAUAAAUCAUGGAAGAUGAGAGCAGGAAGAAGAUGAAGGAGAAAUUUGGCCUGAGGCAGGACAUCUUGAAGGAGUUCCUGGCGGAAUUUCUGGGGAUAUUUGUCCUGAUACUCUUUGGAUGCGGUUCAGUGGCCCAGACGGUGCUGAGUAAAGGGGCUCUCGGGGAGCCGCUGACCAUCCACAUCGGCUUCACACUGGGAGUCAUGAUGGCCGUCUACAUGGCAGGGGGAGUGUCAGGAGCCCAUGUGAACCCAGCUGUCUCUUUGGCCAUGGUGAUUCUGGGGAAGCUACCUCUGAAGAAGUUCCCCGUGUAUGUGGUGGCACAGUUCCUUGGAGCAUUUGUUGGUUCCGGUGCUGUCUUUGGGUUGUAUUACGAUGCUUUGAUGGAGUACACAGGUGGAAAUCUUGCAGUUACUGGUGAAAAUGCUACAGCCAACAUAUUUGCAUCUUAUCCUGCAAAACAUCUCUCAGUGCUAAAUGGGCUUGUUGACCAGGUUAUUGCAACCGGCGCUCUAAUUCUGUGCAUACUGGCCAUCACUGACAGAAAGAACAUCGGCGCCCCAAAAGGCAUGGAGCCGCUGUGCAUUGGCCUGAUCAUCAUGGCUAUUGGAGUCUCCAUGGGUCUGAACUGUGGCUAUCCCAUAAACCCCGCACGAGACCUUGGCCCACGGUUCUUCACCGCCGUGGCUGGGUGGGGCAUGGAGGUGUUUAGAGCGGGAGGCUGCUGGUGGUGGAUCCCUGUGGCAGGACCCAUGGUGGGUGGAGCGGUUGGAGCUGGGAUUUACUUUCUCUUCAUUGACUUGCACCAACCCGAGCCUCAGAAACAGGAGGACAACAAUUUUCAGGACAAAUAUGAAAUCAUUACUAUGACUUAAGUUUUAAAAUCAGGGAAUCAAAGUAGAAAAACUUUAAAUGAGUUAACAAAAGCAGUAAAUAAAUAUAUUUUCUAUAAAGUCAUUUGUAUAAACGUCCGAUCCCAGUCAGACCUGUCUCUCUUUAAUGACAAAGUGAUGCAUAUUCCAGGUUUUUCAUCAAAAUCUUCUGGCAGGACUUUUUAUAAUCAGAUGAACAGUAGCUUUGCAACAUCUUCAAGUUGCUCCAGUAUUUUUAAAAUACAGGCAAAAAGUUAACACUAGAUUUAGAAUUGAAAUGUGAACAUUUAUUGUAGAAAUACAGCUCUUAGCAUUUUUAUUUCUUGUACUUUUUUGGAGGAGUGACGUUCGUCUUUUUUACUGUCUUUUGCAUGCUUGUAAAAAUGUGCUUGUUUUAUUGCUGUAUUUGGUUUAAAAUGUUGCAGCUUUUAUAGUAUCUACACAGACAAUCCAGCCUUAAAUAAUUUAGAUGGUAUUCAUUUUUAACAUUUUCUCAUUAAGUUACUUUAUAAUACCAGGGUAGAUUUCUGUUUUCAGGAAACUAUUGAAUUCAACUAUUCUAUGCCUAUACUGUGUGGCACAUUGAUUUUACAGCAGACCAGUGUUUAUGUGAUACACAAAACGCUUGUUUGGCAGCAUUUAUUUUUUUUUUAUAUAGGUCUUAAAUCGAUUAUGCAGAUCACCAGUUAGAUGUUCUUUCCCAAAAUACAUUAAACACUUCCGUAUUUAAUCUGUUAAGUUUAAAGAUAAUGGUGUGAAUGUUUGAAUUUAUUGCAAAGGGAAAUGACUAAAAAUGUGUUUUUUUGUUUGCUUUUUUCUUAAAUGGGAGGACACGUUGAAAUGUUGAGGUCUCUUAAGUAUUUUUAAUAUACAGUAGUCCUGCAUAUUGUGCAUUUACCUGAGUUAAACAUUUGUAAAAAAUUACAUUCUUCACUGUAUCUUUGCAUGAUUUGAACUUUGUUGUAGAUAACUUAUUUGGACCAUGUGGAAGUUUCAUUGUCAUGUUUUAAAAACACAUUAAUUAUUAGGUGUAGAAAAAAAUAAGUGGUACGGUUUUGCUGUGAAACACAAAUGUGGGGCACGUUAACAGAAGUAUGUUUUGUAGAUCUGUGCAAAUAAAAACGUAUUUUUUCACCUAAA